This is a messenger RNA of Misgurnus anguillicaudatus (oriental weatherfish), 6246 nucleotides long. The record is from RefSeq and is a predicted model, not a curated record. Lineage: Eukaryota; Metazoa; Chordata; Actinopteri; Cypriniformes; Cobitidae.
UCGUCGUUCCGCAUGACCGUGCGUGUAGAGUAGCCUACGAGGCAGAAAACAGCGCUGGCCCUUUAAGACACGAGCGCUCGCUAAACUGGCAACCGUGAAGCGUAUUACCGACACCACAGAGCGGACUCGCGCACACACACGAGAUAGAUGGAAUAAUAACAAUGGAAUAUCACUGCGUGCUUUUUACCGUUUUGUUGCAGUUCAUCGUCCAACCAGUCAGGUCCAGGCCCACCAUCACCCCAGACGGACCCCAGCUCACAGUGCCGCUACACGGCGACUUCACUUUGCGCUGCCAGAGUGACAGUUCAGUGCACUGGGUACGAGAAGACCGCACAUCACGACCCCUAAAAGAGCAACAAAGGGAGGGUCAAUUAUCAAUUUUUAAAGUGCCCAGGGCAGGCCCACAACACAUGGGCAAAUACACCUGUAAGGAGGAGAAGUCUGAUUUAAAGAGCUCCAUCUAUGUCUAUGUAAAAGCAUUCCUCUCAGCAGAUCCUGAAAAUCCCUUCAGGAGGGCCAUUGUCUUCGACAUUGUCGCAGGAGAAGGAGACAUGGUCACCAUACCGUGCUUGCCGACCGACCCCAACAUGGCAGACCUGCACCUGGAGAAAUGCAGCGGACAACCCCUGCCCGACAGUUUGCGAUAUUCAUCCAGCAUCGAGAUGGGAGUGACCCUGAACAACGUUAGAAAAGAUUUUGCGGGAUGCUACAUCUGCGUCGGGACUCUGGAAGGAGCCACGGUUAAAUCCGGGCAAUAUCAACUCAAUGUCCGCCUCGUUCCAGACGCACCGCCUCCGAUCACACUGGGUCAACCUCAAAGAGUUCUGCACACACAGGGGGAAAAACUUUCCCUAUCCUGCUCCACCUCAAAUGUCAACAGUGAUAUCACAAUCAAGUGGAAGGCUCCAAAUGGAAUGCAACCAUCAUUUCAUCAAACCUCGCGUCUUUUGACUGAGCCCAUUUCCCACGUGCGGACAGCCAUCCUCAACCUGCCUUCUGUGACGAUACAGGACAGAGGGAAUUACAGCUGUGAGGCAAUGAACGAGAAAGGGACCAGCGUAAAAUUUGUCUGGGUUGAAAUCUAUGGUAAAGGCUUUAUUAACCUAACAAAUGUGGAUAACAGCACAAAGAGAGUGCGUGCUGGGGAAAGUCUGUCUCUGCGGGUGGUUAUGGACGCUUACCCAAAACCUCAUACAUUUACUUGGAGCUUCAGUGGUGUGAAACAAAUACUUACAAAUACUACUGAUCAUGUCAUUACAAGCCGGUCACACGGGAACAGUUACACCAGCGAGCUGAAGCUGGUCCGUCUCAAAGUCUCAGAGAGCGGCGUGUACACCUUCACAUGCUCAAACCGGGAUGCCACUAUCCAUCAAACAUUCGAAGUCCACGUCAUUAGUAAACCCCAGAUUGUGUCCUAUGAAGGGCCGAUUGAUGGACAGGUGCGCUGUGUGGCUGAGGGUUACCCCACCCCUCAGAUCAAGUGGUAUUACUGCGACCAACCCUAUUCAAGGUGCUCUAAUUCACUGAAUGCUACUCAAGAGGAAGAAGACGUUGUCACCGUAACUAUGGCAAAUCCGCCCUUCGGGAAGGGCGCAGUGGAGAGUCGUCUAAACAUCACCAAGAACAAUUACCCCACCCUUGAAUGUGUGGCAUCUGCCAACGGAGAAAUCGUUUACACUCUUUUCUCAAUAAGCGAGAGCACUGUCCCUCAUGAACUCUUCACACCUCUACUCAUUGGAUUUGUUGCUGCGGCAGUUAUACUCCUUCUCAUCCUUAUUGUGCUGUCUUACAAGUACAUGCAGAAACCCAAAUAUCAAAUACAGUGGAAAGUCAUAGAGGGCAUCCAUGGAAACAACUAUGUGUACAUUGACCCCACUCAGCUUCCGUACGACCACCAAUGGGAGUUUCCCAGAGAUAAGCUGCGAUUUGGAAAAACUCUUGGAUCUGGAGCAUUUGGGAAGGUGGUGGAAGCCACUGCUUAUGGGAUGUCUAAGGCAGACACAAUGAUGACUGUAGCCGUGAAGAUGUUAAAACCAAGUGCUCAUGCCACUGAGAAGGAGGCUCUGAUGUCUGAGCUGAAGGUGCUUAGUUAUCUUGGCAACCAUAUUAACAUUGUGAAUCUGCUUGGGGCCUGCACUAUUGGAGGUCCAACUCUAGUUAUAACGGAGUACUGCUGUUUUGGUGACCUGUUGAACUUCCUGCGCAAAAGAAGAGAAUCGUUCUACUUCUGUACACUUGGAGAAGAAUGUUACUAUAGAAAUGUCAUGAUGCCACCAGAUGCAAGUGAGAGCAGGAAUGGCUACAUGACCAUGAAACCUUCUGUAACGCGAGCUCUAUCUUCAGAAAACAGAAGAUCACUUAAUAAAGGGGAUUCCUACAGUGAUACAGAUACGGUCAGUGAGAUUCUGCAGGAAGAUGGUUUAACUCUAGACACUGAAGAUCUUCUCAGCUUCUCCUACCAAGUGGCCAAAGGGAUGGAUUUUCUGGCAUCCAAGAAUUGUAUUCAUAGAGACCUGGCUGCAAGGAACAUUCUUCUAACCCAAGGUCGAGUGGCUAAGAUCUGUGACUUCGGACUGGCUCGUGACAUCACCACUGACUCAAACUAUGUUGUCAAGGGCAAUGCGCGUCUCCCAGUGAAGUGGAUGUCCCCUGAGAGCAUUUUUGAAUGCGUGUACACCUUUGAAAGUGAUGUCUGGUCUUAUGGUAUCCUGUUGUGGGAGAUCUUCUCUCUCGGGAGUAGUCCCUACCCUGGCAUGCCAGUGGACUCCAAAUUCUACAAGAUGAUCAAAGAGGGAUAUCGCAUGGAGUCGCCGGAGUUUGCACCAACUGAAAUGUACGAGAUCAUGCAUUCGUGCUGGGAUGCCGACCCCUUUAAGAGACCCUCAUUCAGCAAGAUAGUGGAGAAGAUCGAACAGCAGAUCUCGGACAGCACCAAACAUAUUUACUUAAACUUCAGCUCCAAAUUGCCAGUGGCACAAGGACUCCGUGAAGAGUCGAAUUCUCACGGGAAUCGGCUAAACUCUGUUAGCAGUCGCAGUACCAUCACCCAGCCCCUGCUCUCUAGCAAUAACGUCUUUUUGGAGGCGACGGGCCCGCAUGACCCUCCAGUGUGACGAUUGUGUUGCACUCAUCGAUUAAGGUCUUGCUAAGGAUCACUGUAGCUCUCUGGCAUACAUUGAGGACUUUGUUGGAAAACACUGAUCAUAAAUCUCAGAGCAGUCAUAUUCUUUCCAUUCAUCUAUUUUGCACCUUUUGCAUAUGGGGUCCAUGCCAGAAACGAAGGUGGUCGUUACUUUUAACGUUUCAUCUAUUCUUUGGAAUUAUGAAUGUUAUUAUCAAUGCUGGCAUCAUUCCACGGUACUACUGCAUAUCUCUAUUGUGAGUCUGCUGGAGGACUUAAGUUGCUUGGUAUAACAUUUCUUUUGCUUUAAUAUUUGCUACACGUUAGCAUAUUAUAUGUUAUAUAUUAGCAGAAUCAUUAUUUUUUUGCUUUAUUUUAAUGCUUGAAUUCAGGUUGAAUACAAAGAAAUGUAACCAUCACCAUGAUGACUGCAGAAUUAAUCAUUUUAGAUUUCCACUUUACCAGACUUUAAGCACAAAAAUGCACUACGACCCACAUUUAAGGAAGCAUUCGAUUGAAUGUGACCUUUUGGCGGAGACUGUCAAGGUUAUUGGAAAUCAGUAACUUUACCAUUUAUAUAUUUUGCAGAUCAUUCAAACUUCAAACACAUCAAUGGCUCUUUGAUUUGGAAAGUAUGUGUAGCAAUAACUAAGCUUUGCACCUUUAAAGCAUUAUCACAUUGCUGCGCAAGCCAAAAACGAGCUUCUGCAUUGUGUUAGAUAGAGCAUAAAGGUGAUAGUAUUUCAUUAGUUGGCAGCUGAAUCUAUUUUGUUGUCAUCUCCUAUGAAUUGUCUUGAUUGAAGGGAUCAUAUUAAAUCGACUUUAAGUUCAGACAGGCAAGGUGUGUAAAAACUCAUCACUAUUCGUUGUUUACUUUAAAUACUCAGUGAAAUUUGGAUUACAUAGCAGUAUUAUGUUCUUAUUUUUGUCCUUUUCCUCUCGUCCAGGAAAUGUAAUUUGGGACAACAAAAUAAUCCAGUAAAGCAGUAAUUCAAGUUUAAUGAGGCAUCAAACUCCCAGACAGUGUUUUUCGGGAUCACUUUAAACAUCAUCAAUCAAUGACAGCUUCUCACGCAUCUUGAAUUCUUUCAAAGCUUGUUUGAAACAAAAAAUAUAUAUUAUUUCUGUACCUAUUUCAUUUGUAUAACACAAACAAAGUGUGGCUGUACACCACUGCAGUUCAACUUUUUCAGAUCUUUUUUGUGGUUCUGUAACUGUAAUGGUGGACUGAAGAUCACUAGCUUUCGUAGCAUUGGUUCUUUAUUUCAGAAAAAAAUGUGAGAUAUUCCACAUUACAUAUUUUGUGAAGCUGAACGAGAUAAUAAGGUAUAAUAAGUAGUGCUCAUUUGUACAUUUGUAAAUGUUUUACUGAAUCUAUUUGUAACCUGUUGCGAUUAUCACAGAAAUAAGGCACAAGGUUAUGUUCACAUUGUUGCUGUUUUCUUAUGCUUGUGGUUCAGCAGGUUAUUAUUUUUUCGACAGUUCCUUUGACGACUUAUCACACCAACUGUUGUGCCUAACAGAUUAUGUUUAGCCAAUGAGAAUCUUUGCUGUGGAAGAAUAGAAAUAGAAAGCUGCUGCUGUGUAGCAAUGGGUGCCAAUGGCUUCUUGCUUAUUGUAAGAAUAGCCAGUGAAGGAUCUGCCAAUAGAUGGGCAGAGGACAAAACAGAGAGGCUUUCUGUUGGUUAGAAUAGCCAAUAAGAUUCUCAUUAAAUUAUGGAUCUGCCAAAGGGAAAACGUCAGAGAUAUCUACUGAAUAUGAGAUACGCGUCGAAUGAUUCAAUACACGCAAAUCACAGAACUCGUAGCCGUCUAAACAUCAGUAGUCCGGGCACCCUGUCAGUAGCUAAUUUCCCAGAUCUUCCUCUGUUCUUUGUGUCCAGCUGCUUCCUCAGCCGGAUCUCUCACUUCCACAAAGUCUGAGACGGGGAGAUCCGACUGAGCCCAUCUCCAACACCACCCCCCCUCGCCACACUGGAACACUGUUCCUGUCGGGCGAUAGCUUUCGCUUCCAUUUGCGCUAACGUGUUUGUGUGCGAAUGUGUAAAUGCAGGUCAUUUGCUGUUAAAAUACCCGAGCACUGAUGGGUUCCUCCGAUAAAAAUACUGUUAAUGAACUUCAGUUAUAACUGCUGAAUCAUCUGAUGUUCAGUCACGUCACACAUACCAUCACUGUUUGCUCUCCUCUUGUAUGUAAAUAAUAUAUACAUAUGUAAAUCAUAAUGUUGCUUAUUUUUUGUUAUUAUGGUACGUCCUCUCAUGUGCUGCAAAAAUUCAACAUUUUGUAUGUUUCCCUCAUUUUUUCCUAAGUGCAGUUUGCAGGCACACAAGGUACAGUACAGUUGGCUAUAUAUACACACAUAUAUGUGACCCCGCCUGUGAAACCUCAGCUAAAGUCGCAUAAUCUAAUUUUGAGAUUUAGAGCGGCAAAGUAGUUAUAACCAUAAAAAAUUACAAAAAUAUGUGAUUAUUGCUGUAAAUGACAGAUUAAAACUAAGUCUUUAAUAUACAAUACUUUUUUAUUUUAUUCAAAAUACUUUUUUAUAUUUUAUUUAAAAAUACUGAAAUUAAUGAUUUUAUUAAGACUACGCUUUUUUAUUCUGCACAAAAAUACCUGAACUUGGCUUUCUAAAAAAAAAUUAUUUUGAUCGUCUCUGUGUUCACUUUAGGCACAGAAACACAUGAUAAUAUUUUUUGUUUUUAAAUUGGAAAUUCUCAAAACAUGAUUUUCUGAGUACACAAUCAAUCAAAUCUUUGACAAGGUUUUACUCAGUAGUAUUAAAAAUAUAAAGGUGAUUUUUCCGCAAAUGUUUUCUACUUUAUAUAGAAUGAUUUUAUGAAUAGUAAAAAACAUAAAUGACAGAAAAAUGACUUUAGCCUGGUUUUCACAGGCGGGGUGACAGAUAUAUUUCAGUAUUUUUAAUCUAUGUUUAAUUGAUGACUGUAGGAGGAGUUCUCGUCUGCAUUUUUAAAUCAUUUAAAGAUGAGGUGUUUUGGCCCCCAUGAGAAGGUUUGUUUAUUGUAUUUUAUUGUAUAUUUAUUUUACAGUUUUUAUUUUGAAAACAAAAUUGUGUGUGUAGCUCUUGUUGUUACAGAAUGUAAAUAAAUAACAAACUACGAAUAUGA